CAGCGAGGCUCUCCUCGCGCCUUCCGCGUUUCCGUUCCGCUCCAAAACCUGGUGGCCUUGGGCUGGCCGCGCCCGCGACAUAUGCCUCCUACUGGCGAACCCCAUCCACACGACACGACACUGCUCAGCCGCCGGCCUGGGUUGACUUGACUCAGGCGGGGACACGCACACGUUCGUUCUUACGUGCUUCCGCCGGCGCGGGUUGGCGUGGCAGUCGGGCUCGGCCCUCAGAUCCUCCAAAGAUUGGAUUUUGGAGGAGUGCGCUGUUGUGUUGGUGGCGGAGCUUCCUGGCGUUGACUCCGACCUUGCUGUUCCUAGCAGCUCCCACCCAAGAGGCAUCGCGGCGACCGGAUCGGUCGAUGUGUCGCCGGUAGAUUGGCCGGCGUCAGCGGAGGGUGGAGAUGGGGAACUGCAUGGACAAAGCGGUGCCGGUGGACAACACCUCCUAUCAAUCGAAAGCAGGGAGCAAAUCAAUUUCAUCGUCCAACCCUUCGACGGUCAAGACUGGUUCGACUCGGUCGACAUGGACUGUAGCCUCAUACAAAGAUAGUCGAGAGCUUCCUACUCCUAGGACAGAAGGGGAAAUCUUGUCAUCACCAAAUUUGAAGGCAUUCUCGUUUGGUGAUCUCAGAACUGCGUCGAGGAACUUCAGAUCAGACAGUCUUCUUGGGGAAGGAGGAUUUGGCUAUGUGUUCAAAGGCUGGAUUGAUGAGCAAACUCUUGCCCCUUCAAAGCCAGGAAGCGGUAUGGUUGUUGCCAUCAAGAAGCUAAAACCAGAAGGUUUUCAGGGCCACAAGGAGUGGCUGACAGAGGUUGACUACCUUGGCCAACUUCACCACCAGAAUCUUGUCAAACUCAUUGGUUAUUGCACAGAUGGUGAUCACCGACUUCUGGUGUAUGAGUACAUGCCUAAAGGAAGUUUGGAAAAUCAUCUAUUCAGACGAGGUGCGGAUCCUUUAUCCUGGGGAACAAGACUCAAAGUUGCAAUUGGGGCUGCUAAGGGUUUAUCAUUUCUGCAUGAUGCUGAGAACCAAGUCAUAUAUCGUGAUUUCAAGGCAUCAAACAUUCUCCUUGACUCGGAGUUCAAUGCAAAGCUUUCAGACUUUGGCUUGGCAAAAGCAGGUCCAACUGGGGACAGGACCCAUGUUUCUACACAGGUCAUGGGCACAAGAGGUUAUGCAGCUCCAGAAUAUGUUGCAACAGGUCGGCUCUCAGUGAAGGCAGAUGUCUACAGCUUCGGCGUGGUGCUACUGGAGCUGCUGACGGGACGGCGGGCGCUAGACAAGUCGAAACCAUUAACCGAGCAGAACCUGGUGGAGUGGGCGAGACCCUACUUGAGCGACAAGCGCCGUCUGUACCGCAUCAUGGACUCCAAGUUGGGCGGGCAGUACCCUAAGAAGGGCGCCCACGCCGUCGCCGGAAUCGCCCUGCAGUGCAUCCGCAACGAAGGGAAGAUGCGGCCUGCCAUGUCCGAGGUCGUGGAGAAGCUAGAGCAGCUGCAGGAUCCCAGGUACAACGUGGCGGCGCCGCCACAGGUGAACACGGCGUCGUCGUCGUCGUCCUCUGGCUCAGUAGUCCCCAGGUCGCCCAGGAAGGCACAGCCUUCUCCCAGACGCCUGUCGGGUUCGGCCUCCCCGUUGCCAGCACCAGCAACAGGCUCCCCGCUGCCGGGGUCAUCGAGGAGUAGUAGUAGGACUGCGCAGGUGCACUAGGCGUGCGACAGAAAGGAUGAAAGGGAGCGGCUAUACGUGUGUGUGUGACUGUGUUGUUGUC
Zea mays is the source of this 1773-nucleotide messenger RNA. RefSeq lists its product as uncharacterized. The transcript is spliced from 6 exons. Gene Ontology annotation, molecular function: protein kinase activity; ATP binding. Bases 402 to 1712 code for a protein of 436 amino acids. The record is from RefSeq and is marked provisional. Gene Ontology annotation, biological process: protein phosphorylation. Lineage: Eukaryota; Viridiplantae; Streptophyta; Magnoliopsida; Poales; Poaceae.